Arabidopsis lyrata subsp. lyrata is the source of this 1866-nucleotide messenger RNA. RefSeq lists its product as uncharacterized. The record is from RefSeq and is a predicted model, not a curated record. Gene Ontology annotation, molecular function: zinc ion binding; nucleic acid binding. The transcript has a single exon. NCBI's taxonomy places the organism in Eukaryota, Viridiplantae, Streptophyta, Magnoliopsida, Brassicales, Brassicaceae. The annotation marks the transcript as partial.
AUGGAAAGGUUCUUACCGGAGAACUACGAACAGAUUCUCUAUAAGAUGUAUAUUGAAUGUGUUCAAGGAAAGAGGACCGUGACAGAGUUUACGGCGGAGUUCUUGCGAUUCUCUGAGCGUAAUGACCUAGGAGAGACAGAAAAUCAGAAAGUGGCAAGAUACAUCAGUGGGUUAAAGAGUUCUAUACAAGAGAAGAUGGGUUUGCAAACUGUAUGGACAGUGCAAGAGGCUUCUAGUCUAGCUUUGAAAGCUGAGUUAAUGGAAAAAUCUCCUCGUAAUUUUACUCCGUUUAGAAGAUACUCAUCCCAAAAUAAUUCUGAAUUAACCAGAGAUAAGGAGAAGAGUGUAGUGUCAAAGGAUGCUAAUCUUGGUAACAAAGGAGCUGGUAGUUCUAACAAUGGUUCUAAUAAUGUUCAGCAGAGUAAAACACCAAUCCAGAGGCAAGGUGAUAAUUAUGCGAGACCAUCUAUCGACAAGUGUUACCGUUGUCAAGAACAAGGUCACAAAUCAAAUGUUUGUCCAAGCAGGAGAACUCUAGCUUACCUAGAGGAAGAAGAAGAACGUGAACAAGAGGAUAAUGAGUAUGAAGGAGCUGAGUUUGCUGAAGAAGAAUCGCAUGAAAGGGUGAAUUGUGUACUACAAAGAAUCUUGUUGUCAUCCAAAGAAGAGGGGCAACACAAGAAUUUGUUUCGAACACACUGCACUGUUCGAGACAAAGUGUGUAACCUGAUUGUGGAUAAUGGUUGUACCGAGAAUUUAGUUUCGCAGAAGCUAGUUGAUCAUUUUAAGCUACCUACAGAGCCACAUGAGAAGCCAUACGCUCUAGGUUGGGUUACCAAGGGUACCCAAGCUCAAGUAGCACUAACUUGCAAAGUUCCUAUCUCCAUUGGGAAGCACUAUAAAGAAGAGGUACUUUGUGAUGUUCUUGAUAUUGAUGUUUGUCAUAUUUUACUUGGUCGACCUUGGCAGUAUGAUAAUGAUGUUACAUAUCGAGGACGGGAUAACGUGUUGAUGUUUACAUGGGGUGUACACAAGAUUGCAAUGGCUCCUGUUUUACACUUUCAUAAGGAUUCAGUAAAGAAAAAGUCUAGUUUCUUGGUGAUGACGCAUAGUGAAAAGGAGCUAGAUGAAUCCUUUAAAGAGACUAACUGUUUCUGUCCGGUGGUGAUCAAAGGAUUAAUGAGUGCUGUGAAAGAAAAGGUGGCAAUUCCCGAAGAUGUGCUAGAGAUUUUAGAAAAGUUCAAGGAGUUGAUAGCAGAUGAAUUACCGAAUGAUUUACCUCCCAUGCGAGAUAUUCAACAUCAUAUCGAUCUGAUUCCGGGGUCUAGCUUACCAAAUCUUCCUCAUUACCGUAUGAGUCCUAAGGAGAAUGAGAUCUUGAGAGAGCAGAUUGAAGAUUUAUUGAAGAAAGGAUUCAGUCGUGAAAGUAUGAGCCCAUGUGCAGUUCCAGUCCUUCUUGUUCCUAAGAAAGGAAAUCAAUGGCGGAUGUGUGUUGAUAGUAGAGCUAUUAACAAGAUAACUAUCAAGUAUAGGUUUCCGAUUCCUGGAUUGGAAGAUAUGCUUGAUGAAUUAACAGGUUCUAAGGUGUUUUCGAAGAUAGAUCUUCGUAGUGGAUAUCAUCAUAUCAGAAUCAGACCUGGAGAUGAAUGGAAGACAGCUUUCAAAAGUACAGAUGGAUUGUAUGAAUGGCUAGUGAUGCCUUUUGGGUUAUCAAAUGCACCUAGUAAUUUUAUGAGGCUAAUGAAUCAGGUUCUUCGUCCCUUCACAGGUUCUUUUGUGGUAGUUUAUUUUGAUGAUAUUUUGAUAUACAGUAAAACCAAAGAGGAGCACUUAGAGCACGUGAAGCAAGUGUUGCAAGUUCUACAA